UUAUCUACAUUAUCCAUAUCCACAUGGUCGGCUCUAUUUAUUCGUAAGAAUAAACAAUUUUGUUACUGUAAUACUGGAUUCCUUGUACUUGCCGUUCUUUUCAUCACUUUUCAUCGUCAGAUUGCAAACCAAAUUACGCUUCGAUUUUCAGUCUCAAAAAAAAAAAUGACAAUGAAACGAACUUUGUCAACAAAAAAAAAUAUUGAAAAAAAGCAAAAACUUAAUACUGAAGAUACAAUUGACUAUACUAAAUCAUUAACAUCUGAAGAUGCUGAAACAAUUGACCCGGGAUUUGAAGAAUUAGAUAAUGUUGAUAAUCCUGUACAAAUAAAAACUCAAGCAAAUAAGAAAAAAGUACCUAAAACUGACAAAGAGAAUAAAUCAUCCAAGAAAAUUAAAGGAAAAUCAAAUACUAAAAAUGAUGAUAAGCCUACUGAAAAACCUAAUUGGAAAGAGUUUAAAAAGGAAAAACAAGAACUUCGACUUAAACGUAAAACACAAAAAUGUCCAUUUUAUGAAGCUGUUGUGAAAGCUAAGAAGCUCUGGGAAAGUGUGCGUCGUGAUGAUUGUCCUAAAGAUGAAAAAGAAACCUUAUUGAAUGAACUUUUUAAAUUCUCCAAAUCCCAUUUAGAAACAAUGGUUUUUUCACAUGACACUGCUCGUAUAGUUCAAUGGAUGUUGAAACUAGGAACACCAGAGAUUCGUUCACAAGUCAUAAAUGAACUAAUAAAACAUGUUCCUAAAAUGUUACUUUCUAAGUAUGCUUGCUUAUGUGUAAAAAAUAUGUUGAAACAAGGUGAUGCAGAACAACGUAAAAUUAUAAUUAAUUCCUUGAAAGGAAAAGUCUAUACAUAUACAUUACAUACAAACUCUGCUAAGAUCAUGGAUUUGAUUUACACGACUUAUGCAACACCAGAACAGCAGAAUACAAUGAUGCAUGAGUUAUACGGUGCAUCUAGUAUCUUAUGCGAAUCACCCAAUGUAUUAUCAUUUGCUGAAGUAUUGAAAAAUUCGCCCAACACAAAGGACAUUAUACUUGCAAAGACAAAAGAUCACAUUAAGAAAUUUGUUUUAAAACAAAAGACUUCUAUGCAGACAACAUUAGUUCAUAAUUUAAUAUAUGAAUACAUUUUAUAUACUUCUGGAAAGGACUGUGAUGAACUAUUCACUUCACUUAAAGAAUUUCCAAUAGAACUAUUUUAUACAUCAAAAAGUGGUUGUCUUCUUGCUAUGUACAUUAUAUGGUCUGCAAACUCUAAGGAAAAAAAGGUCAUAUUGAAACAAAUCAAGACUACUGCGUCUACACGUGAUUUGGCUACAUCAGAAUAUGGAUAUUUAAUUUUAUUAGCUCUUUUCGAUUCUGUUGAUGACACAGUGCUAGUAAAAAAGACAAUUAUUCCUGAAAUUUUAAAUAAUAUUGAUACAAUUGCAACUGAUGAAUAUGGCCGCAGGGUUAUAUUAUCAUUGGUAGCUUGGAGAGAUUCUUCAUACUUUCAUCCUCGGGAUAUUGAACUAUUAAAAAAAGGAGAACCAAUGAAAGAAUGCAAAAAAGAUGAUGAUGUGCGAGUAAAAGAACUCUUAAAUGCAGUUUCCGACCGUUUUCUACAGCACAUACAAGAUAAUCCAAACUUUUGGUUAAGUAGUGGGUCAAUUGCAAUGGUGUUAUUAGGAAUCCUAAAAUCAGGCAGUGGAGAAAAAUUGAAAGAAGCAAUGACAUCUAUAGCAAACUAUUUAAUUGAUCCUAACAAUAAAGUAGAAGAUAAAGAUGUAAAAGUUCCUGUGUAUGAACACUCUGGUCUUCAUAUGGUAUUAAGGAAGAUAAUAGGUCAUGAUAAGAGUUUAGUGGAAAAUAACGAAACUACAUUUUCUGAAAUAUUGUCAUCUAUAAUUACUACUGACACAUUAAAAUCAUGGGUUCAAUGUAACCGUGCCUGUUUUUUACUUAUUGCAAUGAUUGAAUCCGAAGUCAAGUUGGCUUUAGAAAAUAUAAAAUCAUUGAUGUCAACAACAAUGAUGAAUUUGUUGAAGAAACAAACAUUUUCUGGGGCUAAAAUUUUAGUGACUAAGUUAAACUCCAAAGCAGCCAAGGAAUAAUUUACUUUUUGAAAAAUGUUUUAAUUUUAGACAUUAAACAAUUAAAAAAGUGUGUACAAUACUUACAAGAGAUAGAGAUAUUUAUUUUUAAAGAUACAAAAAUGAAUUAUCUCUUUACUAUUAUCUGCAAUUUGUAUCCACAAUAAAAACAAUUUUUUUGGUGGA
Molecule: messenger RNA, 2259 nt
Organism: Rhopalosiphum maidis (corn leaf aphid)
Lineage: Eukaryota; Metazoa; Arthropoda; Insecta; Hemiptera; Aphididae
Gene: peng
Product: pumilio homolog 3
Exons: 12
Coding region: 166-2094 (642 amino acids)
Biological process (GO): regulation of translation
Cellular component (GO): nucleolus
Molecular function (GO): mRNA binding
Source: RefSeq, a predicted model, not a curated record